AUGGUGUUUAUAAACAGAAAGACACAUUACCUGAUUGUUGCUGUAACAGACAGCGCCAUUAUUCCUUACAGCACAAGGGUCAUAUUUGAUCACAAUUCCAGAGCCUUGGAACGUGCAUUUUCCUACGGAGUUGAAACUGCCAAUGCGACGGAAAAUAAAUUUAAAAUUUACGCAUAUGAGAAAGUCACGGAUAUUCGGGACACAUAUCAGCUGAGUAGUUCAAUUUGUGAGCAUCUAAAGAAGAUGGUAUUUGCCUUAGUUUGUAUGAGUAACAUACACUCUUAUGACGUCAUACAAGCCUACAGCCAAGCCUUAGAAGUGCCUGUUAUCGUGCCUUCCUCGCCUAAAUCCUAUCACACAGAUCGAUUUAAGUACGAAAUAAAGAUGAAUCCUUCCAUCGUGCCGGCAAUGGCCGAAUACAUCAGUAAAGGAGGCUGGACAAAAGUCUUCUACUUCUUCAAUUCAGACGAUGAUAUGUGGCGAUUACAGCAUUUAUAUAAAAUAUUUAGUAAUGAUGGGAACAAUGUAACUAUAACGGCGAGACAGAUAGAAGAUCCUGCGACAGCCCACGAUAUCCUCCGCCGAAUAGACAAACUAGGGGUGCCAUGUACGGAGAAGAUUUUUGUCUUGGAUUUUGAUAGAAAACGACUACCCGCGUUUUUGAAAAAGGACAUAAUAGACAUUGACCUGAAAAUAUUUUACCACAGUGGGGCAACGUUUACAGGAUUCCAGCUUCUAAACAACGAAAAUAGUUAUUUACAGCACUUUCUAGGAAAAUGGAAUGUCCCGAACCGGAAUGAAAACAACACAGUUCCUGAUUUUACGACUGAACUAGCGUUGAUGGUUGAUGGUAUAGCAAGCCUAGCCACAGCUCUUAAUGGCAUCCUAGUGCGAGAACAGACUGCAGGACGUUUGAAAGUUUUCAAAAGAAGACGCGGUAAAAUUUAUAACACAGACGCUGCCCAAGGAAUAUUGUGCUCACCAAAAGUUAUAUUUGCAAACGGGCAUGAAGUUCUCGCCGCUUUGAAAAAUAUUGAAUUUUCGGGAAUUACCGGAAAUGUGCAGUUUAAUGACGAUGGUGAAAGAGUAAAUUAUACAUUACAAAUAUAUCAAGAGCAGUUACAAACAGAGCGCAAAAAAGGUAUGUCGAACCGUUUGACAAAAAUUGGACAUUGGUCUUCGGCAGAAGGAUUGCACUUAAUCAGUAAACCCCGACCAAAACCUGUUAUCGGACAGCCUGUCAAAAUUAUUACAACAAUUUUAGCUCAACCAUUUGUUCAGUUGAAGGAAAAUAACGAUAACGGAAAACCUUUACAAGAGUACGAAGGUUUUUGUGUGGAUUUACUGAAGGAAAUUACAGCUACCCAGCUCGUUAAUUUUACUUACAAAUUUGUGGUACAGAAAGAUGACGAAUAUGGCGUAAAGACAAACAACGGUAGUUGGACAGGAAUGAUAGGCGAGAUCGUUCGACGUGACGCUGACCUGGCAGUUGCCCCAUUAACCAUUACCAAGGAAAGAGAGGAAGAUGUUGACUUUACAAAACCGUUUAUGAAAACUGGAAUUUCCAUUAUGAUAAAACGCCCCGACAAACAGAAACCAGGAGUGUUUUCUUUUAAGGAGCCUUUAUCCAACAUGGUGUGGGUGUGCAUAACGGUUGGAUUUUUAGCGGUUAGUACGAUACUAUUCCUUGUGGGACGAUUCAGUCCGUACGAGUGGAAAGAAAACUCAGCAACAGGACCAUCAGAUGAUUUUAGUAUGCUGAAUUCUCUGUGGUCAAAUCUCGGUGCCCUGAUGAUGCAAGGUUCGGAUAUAUUCCCAAGGUCUAUAUCUGGCCGGACAGCUGAAAGUGCUUGGUGGUUCUUCACUUUGAUAUUAAUAUCUUCCUACACUGCUAACUUGGCAGCAUUUUUAACCGUGGAACAGUUUUCCAUCCCUAUAGACUCUGUUGACGCUUUGGCUGCUCAGCAAACUAUCAAAUAUGGCGUUUUGGCCGGCGGAUCAACUAUUACGUUUUUUAGGGAAUCCAAAGUUAUGGUAUAUGAUCAAAUGUGGAAGUUUAUGCAGUUUCAAAAUGACUCAGGAGCCGAUAUAUUUAUGCAAUCCAAUGAAAAAGGAUGGAAAAAGGUCCAGUCGUCGAAAGGAAAAUAUGCAUUUCUAUUAGAAGAAUCAUUCAAUGAAUAUUUCAACAACAGAAAGCCGUGCAACACCAUGAAAGUCGGGGCCACUCUAAAUAGUUUUGGAUACGGUAUAGCAUUACCUCUGCAUAGUGAAAUCAGUAAAGGUGUCAAUUUAGCAGUUUUACAUCUACGGGAAAUUGGUCACUUGAUUCGUCUCCGGCAAAAGUGGUGGGUUGACCGUGGUCAGUGCGGGGGCGUAACAGGUGGUAAAGGGAAAAAGUCACUAUCCCUAAGUAAUGUAUCAGGGAUUUUCCACAUCCUUAUAGGAGGUCUUGUUCUAGCAAUGAUUAUAUCAAUAAUCGAAUAUGCAAUGCAUGUAAAUUGUAAACGACGGAAAAAGUACAAGGUACAGAAAAAGAGGGAGAAAGCAUUAAAAGCAGCUGCCGCUCCCAAUAAGGGAGAGCUUCAACCAUUGAGGACGAAUGGGAGCGAUAGUACACUCGACAAUAAAGGUGUAUGUUACACACAAGAGUACCAGACGUCCGCGCCGGCAAACCUUAUCACGUUCGAAGGAAUUACGGAGAAUGGACAGACACAAUUAUGAUACCCCUUUAUCAUACAUCGAUCUGCAUAAAGUACGGGAAUAUCUUACAGGACAGUUUUCUGAAGCUACAGUGUUUUUCAGAUUCGUCGUGUUGCUAAAAAUCACUUACAUACUGCAAGUUUUUUGUGUGCAUCAAAUCUUAGCUUCUAUUAUUUCAGCCAUAGGAUUUUUUCUCUUUUUAGCGAAAUUUCUUUGUCCAAGACUAAUACUUUUGUUUUAACACAUACCUAACACAUACCUUGGAAGACAACAUACAAAUAAUGUAUAUGCUUCCUGCAUGCUAUGGUAAACGUCUUUUACAAUCUAGGUGUAUACUUGUUCAAUACUUAGGAUUUUAAUACAAAUGUAAUCUUUUAAUUAUUAUGAAAUUAUACACAAGUGUAUGACACUAGAGAUUGUUUAUAUAGCUGUGUCAUAACUACAAGAUGUCGGUCAACCUCCAAUAAAAUAACUUAUGCACGCGAUGUAUAGAAAAUGCUUUUAUGUGUUACAUGAAUACCGUUUGAGCAUAGUUAUUUGUUAUGGCUGGUGUUAUAUGCAAUCAUUCAAAUUAAGAAUAACUCCUUUCGUGAAAAUAAUAAUCUCGUUUCUCUGUCAAUAUGACGACAGUCGAUUUGCUUUCUGUAGCGUGAAUAACAUAACAGAGUAAGAAAAACAUUUAGUUUACCCUCGAACAUAAUUUAUAAAAUCAUAUAAUAUUAUUGCUGUGAAAUUAGUGUCAAUAUACAGUGAAACGUACCAUAUUUUUGAACGUUAUUCAACUCUAAUAACGUAUUUGAUUGUGAUAGAAAUGGUAUCCAAUAUAUAGAUGGAACAGUAGGUAAUGGUUAUUCAGCUACGUUAUAUGUAGCAACACCGUAUUCAAUUAUUGAUUUUGGUGAAGUCAAUACGGUGUUAUGCCAACCUGGAAGAAUCAAAUAUUAACUGGCGGCGAUUCAAAGGUCCUUAAUUUUUAUAUUAAAUGUUUGCAAAGGUGUGGAACUGCAUGAUACUUACAAUAAUGUAUAUUUCAACUUACAAUGAACAUGAUGUUAUACACAAAAUUGAUUCAGUGUUUCUAAAAUUAUCAACAUCGGGUCAAUAUGUCCAAAUACUGACCGCCACGUGAUCAUAGUUUAGCCAAUGAAAAUUGAGAUGAAAAUCAUACCAUAAAUAUAACUGAUUAGUUUAGUUCCAUUUCAUGCUAAAAAUAAAUGUUUUUACAAACGGACAGGAAGCAAAAUGUAAAACCCUACCUAUUUCAACUCCAUUGCACAAUCUUGGAUAUUCAUGAAUAAGCGUAUUUAAUUGAACAGCGAUGACAUAUUUCUCUAUAUGACAUAUAAUAAACUAGAUUUAUCUCUGUAGUUGAGAAUUAAUAUAGUGUAAAACAGUAAUCCAUUAAAUGUUACUGAAAAUGUUUUAUGUAUAAAAACAAUUCGAUGUGCUCCUUUCCCCUCCACACUAUUAAGAACUGGUCUAAAUUUUCUCAAAUAUUUAAGCUUGUACUAUCUUUUGAUUUAAUAAUAUUCUACCUUGUUAGAGAGUACAAUGUAGGAUAACCAAGAAAUUAGUUAUAUAACUACAGCUGAAAGCGUUUGAUAUUUGCUAAAGCACUAUGUUAGAAGUAUGUAUUCCCUAUCGUAUUACAAAUGCGACUCACAGAGUGGUAGAUAGAUAUGAGUUUGACGACAACGGGGAAAAUUAUGACGCAUAACGAGUUGGACAAACACUGUAGUUAUGCAAGAAGAUUCUUGUGGACUAAUGUUGUCUGUCUAGACGACAGGUAUCGUCCAGGGAACUGCUGGAUCGACCCUUACUCUACUAGGGCCACGCAAAUUUAAUUUGUAGUUUUUGGAUAGUGCAAAGUAUGAUACCGUUUGUUAGGACUUUUGUGUAUCUUAGUCACUGUAAGGAACAUCUACAGGUGGUGGAAUAUACUUUUUUGUAUUAAAUGACAAGAAAUUAGGUACUUACACCUAUAAGAUGUUUUAGUGAUUAGGUGAUUGAAGUCCAAAGAACUACGAAUUCAUUUGAUGUGGCCUAAAGAUGUCUGUGAUUUAUAACUAUUAACCGAUGCAUGUACACAUCUGUAGGAUACAUUGUCUCCGAAAACUCAUACAUAUUUCAUAAUCGAUUUAAGUGUUUCAUGACAUGUCACGUGAAUUGACAGCGAGUGCCUUCAGCACUCUCAUACAUACUCUCUGUGUCUCCGUCUGUUUCUCUCUGUGUGUCUCCCUGUUUCUGUUUAUCUGUCUGUCUGUCUCUGUCUCUUUCUCUGUCUGUCUUUGUCUCUCCCUGUCUCUGUCUGUCUCUGUCUCUGUCUAUCAUGCAAAACAAGGAUUUGCGGGAAUAUGAAAUAGGCCAUAGUUUCUUUCUUCAGAGUCUCUAUAUAAUAUGUGGUAUAAAAGCUUUAAGCACAAAGAAUGCAUGUAUCACGACAAUAUCGAAACUGAUUAUUCUCUAUAUAUUCAUUGUAAUAUUUCUGUAAUUCGAGAUUCCAUUACAAAGUUUAAAAAAAAAGAUCUCGAAACAAAACCAAUUAUCGGUUAUUUAAUUUAAAUUUAAAUGACAUAUAUGCAUCUUUUAUACACAGGUAGUGUUCUAACAGAAUAUAUGAAAUAUUUCAUUAAUAACAUGUUUUCCUUAUUGGUGUAUGACAUUUGUAUUGUCUGACAAAAUAAUAUUUCUCGAGAUUGUGAUGAUAUAAUAUAUAUCAUAAAUAAUGGGAAAGAUAGGUGUUGUCACAUGAUUUUGUGGAAAUGAUUUUAAUGCCGUUGUGAGUGAUACAAAACAUUUAAAAAUUAAUUCAUCGUUAACAAAGCACCUAAAGAUUACAUUUUGCAAUCACAAAUUCUUAAUUAUACAUGGAUAUAAGUGUAAUAUAUAAAUAUAAUACGUGUAAUGUAUAAACUUGUUUUGCGAUGUUUUAUUGUAAAAGAGAUUAGCGUAAAAAUGUUAACAUUGACCAAAGAAUCUUAUAAAACGUAUUCGCGGAAAUGAAUAUAUCUUCAGUCGCACAACACAAUUAAUGAACCAGUAUACUCGAGAUUGCAUGGGUAAAAUCUAAUUGUAAAUUGCAUAGUUUGUAUAUUUGUAUAUCUAAUGUUUAGAAUUUUGUAUAAAUUUGCCAACCGAAAUAAGGAAGUGUGUUUCAGUCCUUAUAUGAUUGCGGGAGAAAUGUUGAUUUCGGUUUCUUCUCAUUUCUUAAGAUACAGGGAAAUGAAGUUGAUAAACACUUAAUGCAAAAUAAAAUUCUUGAAUUUAAUCAUUAAAUAUGCAUUAUCUAAAUGAGCAUGACUUCACGUUGGCAGAUUGUACUGCAGUAAGCAAUGCUUUACCAAUCAUUCAAACCAAACAUAAAAAUAGUACAAGCUGUGUGUAAUUUUCUCUCAUUAUUCACAGAUUUGUCUCCCGUUUACCUCUUAUAGAUUUCUCAGUCAACCUCAAAAUUACAAAUAGCACGCGCUGGCAACAUUACAACGACGUCACGACAUCCAUACGAUGACGUCAUGUCAAUAAUACAAUGACGUCGUGUCGAUAAUAUCAAUCAAGUCAUGUCGAUAUUGUGUAACAUAGCACUAUUU
Messenger RNA from Pecten maximus, 6287 nucleotides. RefSeq names its product glutamate receptor 3-like. Bases 1 to 2721 code for a protein of 906 amino acids. Gene Ontology annotation, molecular function: glutamate-gated receptor activity; transmitter-gated monoatomic ion channel activity involved in regulation of postsynaptic membrane potential. Gene Ontology annotation, biological process: modulation of chemical synaptic transmission; synaptic transmission, glutamatergic. The transcript has 16 exons. The record is from RefSeq and is a predicted model, not a curated record. Gene Ontology annotation, cellular component: postsynaptic membrane; plasma membrane. Lineage: Eukaryota; Metazoa; Mollusca; Bivalvia; Pectinida; Pectinidae.